AUGCCCGCCGCCAUGCUCAAGAGGCAUUGCAGGCCCGCCGUCCGCAAUGACCUGAACGCCCUCUGCAAUGCCGUUCGCGGCUUCCACUUCUCUCCCGCCCGCCUUGACGACAACAACAACAGCAGCAGCGCCGCCGGUGCUGCAGCUCCCCUCGUCUCCGCCCGCGCCCGCUCCGCCGCCGCCAGCCAGCGCAUCCAGUCCAUCAACCAGCCGCGCCCCAAACUGCUCACGCCGCGCCGCCCGCCCGCCCAAGACGCCAACGGCAAGCCCGCCCCGCGCCUCGUCAUCCGCCGCGAACCCGUCAAUAGCCCCGGUGACUCGAGCAGCAGCCGGCCCCCUCCUCGUUUCCAGGCCAGAACCGGCUCCCGCGGCGGCUCCCGCGGCGGCUCCCGCGGCGGCCCCCCCGGCCGCUUCGGACCAGGCGCGCGCUCAGGGCCCGGUGGCCGCCCCGGUCAGAACCGCCAGCGCGGCGGCGGCCGCCGCCCCCCCAGGAGAGGAGACAGGAGAGACGCCCCGGCGGCCGAGUCGGCCGAAAUCUCCGACACCAUGCUGCGCUACCUGGUGCAGCUGCGGGGCGAGCAGCGCGCGGUCCGCGACUUUGAGCCGCGCGAAGAGCAGCCCGCGGGCGUCCUGAGCGCCGGCACCGCGACGCUGGGCCAGCCCGCCGGCGCGACGGCCGUCCUCGAGGAGCGCCUGCGCUUCCUCGCCAGCCGCAAGGAAAUGGAGCCCGUGUCGCUGCAGAUGCUGGCGCGCCGCCUCGUGCGCGGCAACUUUGUCAAGUUCGCCGACGACAAGGAGCGCGAUGCCGUGCUCGCCCUCGUCGCCGAAAACCAAGAACGCAUCGCCGCCAAGCUGUCGGCGAAGAAGGGCCAGGAAAUCAAGCCAAAGCCCAUCGAGUUCGAGGAGCUUGCGGGCCUGCCUCGCCAGCGCACUACCGACUCCGUCGUCGCGGGUCGCUACGCGGUCCAGCAGGGCGACUCUUGGCAGGACAGGGCCCUGCGCUCCCUCAAUAUCAAUGGCUCGUAUGCUGGCUCCGACGCCCAGAAGUUUAUGAGCAGGGUCGAUGCCAUUGCUGGCGCUCAGGGUGCCGCCAGGUCGGCCAGGCGGGCUGCUUAG
Molecule: messenger RNA, 1116 nt
Organism: Aplosporella prunicola CBS 121167
Lineage: Eukaryota; Fungi; Ascomycota; Dothideomycetes; Botryosphaeriales; Aplosporellaceae
Exons: 2
Coding region: 1-1116 (371 amino acids)
Source: RefSeq, a predicted model, not a curated record